Glarea lozoyensis ATCC 20868 is the source of this 1257-nucleotide messenger RNA. RefSeq names its product homocitrate synthase. The transcript has 2 exons. The coding region runs from base 1 to 1257 and encodes 418 amino acids. The record is from RefSeq and is a predicted model, not a curated record. NCBI's taxonomy places the organism in Eukaryota, Fungi, Ascomycota, Leotiomycetes, Helotiales, Helotiaceae.
AUGAACCUCCCCAAAUGGAUUCUUCCAACACUCCUGCACUUCUUGUCGCUCUCCCGUUUGGCCUCAGCCACAGGGGACGACAAAGCACCGGCUGUUACAGCGUCAGCUGGUCCAAGCUUCAUGUUUGGUUUCGCCCUGUCGGAAAACCCCACUUCGCCCACAGUAACUCCACACCAGCUUCAGCCUUCUCUCAGCCUAGACUUGAACUUCGUACUUCAAGUUGCAGAUUACGAAUUGAAGAUACCCAUCAUGCCUUUACAUCUUUUAGGGAAGAAGUCCUGGAACGUUUACAACACUGCGAACAUCGAAGUCGUAAAGCGGGAUGAAGCUAUUGCGGCCGCAGAAGAAGCCGCUUCGGAGCAGCGCAUGCAGGAGCUGGACUCUUUGCGGCGUAUGCAGAUUCUUCGAGGCGAAGAACCUACACCUUUGCCCAUAGAAGAUUCUCCGAAGUUGGAUAGCAGUAAACAUCCGCGCGAGCGUGGCGAGGGGACUGGCAGGGAAAGAAAGAAACGAAAAAGGGCUGGCGAAAAUGAUACGGACUUUGAGAUGCGUAUUGCACAUGAUAUGACCAAUACCGAGAACAGAGAAAGACAACUUGUUUUGAGAAAGGAUACCGAUGCUCCACUUGUGAACCGCAGAGGACAUAUUGAUCUUUUCCCUCAACCAAAGCCAUCUUCACAUAAGACGGUUCAGAAGAACGAGGAAGCAGAAAGGGAGCUUGCGAAAAAGAAGAAAGAAUACGAAGACCAAUAUACCCUCAAAUUUUUCAACGCCGCAGGAUUUAAAUCUUCGUUGGGGUCGGACCCUUGGUACAAGAAAACAAACUCUACAGACGUGGGAGAAGAAAUGCCAGGAAAAGACGUAUGGGGGAACGAAGAUCCUCGAAGAAAAGAAAGGGAAGCUAAGAGGAUUGUAAGUAAUGACCCGCUGGCCAUGAUGAAAGCUGGAGCCCGGCAGGUAAGACAGGUAGAACAAGAAAGGAAACAGUGGAGGGAAGAGAAGGAUCGAGAAAUGAGAGCGCUCGAGGAACAGGAAAGAGAACGCAGACAUAGGAAAAGGAAAAGAAGAGAAGCUGAUUCCGAGGAUGACCUUGAGGGAUUCAGCCUUGAUAACCAUGGAGGGAGCUCGUCCAAGAAGCACCGAAGUGGUGACCAUCGGGAAAGAAGGCAUAGACACUCGUCUUCUUCGCGACGGCAUUCUCAUAGAGAUGAUGAUAGGACACAUCGACAUAAAAGUCGGCGGUAUAGUCAUGAAUAA